ACCACACCAAACACCGCUCACCUGAGGCACCGGUCCACGGCACGGCUGCACUCUCCCCACCGUCGCCAUGUCAGAGAGAGGAGGCUUCGACACCAAUGUGGUUACCCUCACGCGGUUCGUGCUGGAGGAGGGGAGGAAAGCCAAGGGCACUGGAGAGCUGACCACCCUUCUCAAUUCACUGUGCACAGCCAUCAAAGCCAUCUCAAGCGCAGUCAGAAAAGCUGGCAUUGCUAAUCUUUACGGCAUUGCUGGGAGUACCAACGUGACAGGGGACCAGGUGAAGAAACUUGACAUCCUCUCCAAUGACUUGGUCAUUAACAUGAUCAAGUCAUCCUUCACCUCAUGUGUGCUGGUCUCAGAGGAAGAUGAAAAGGCCAUCAUUGUGGAGCCAGAGAGAAGGGGUAAAUAUGUGGUCUGUUUCGACCCUCUGGAUGGUUCUUCAAACAUCGACUGUCUUGCAUCAAUUGGAACCAUUUUUGCAAUCUACAGAAAGACAACAGAUGAUGAGCCAAAUGAGAAGGAUGCCCUACAGUCUGGGAGGAACAUUGUGGCAGCUGGGUAUGCCCUAUAUGGUAGCGCUACCAUGAUGGUGCUGUCUACGGGCCAGGGUGUCAACUGCUUCAUGCUGGACCCUGCCAUUGGUGAGUUCAUUCUUGUGGACAAGGAUGUCAGGAUAAAGAAGAAAGGCAAGAUCUACAGUCUGAAUGAAGGCUACGCCAAGUACUUUGACCCAGCUGUCACAGAGUACCUGAAAAAGAAGAAAUUCCCUGAGGAUGGCAGCGCCCCCUAUGGUGGGAGGUAUGUCGGCUCAAUGGUAGCAGAUGUACAUCGGACACUAGUGUACGGAGGCAUUUUUCUAUACCCCGCCAAUGUCAAGAGCCCUAAGGGCAAGCUGAGGCUGCUGUACGAGUGCAACCCCAUGGCCUUCAUCAUGGAGCAGGCCGGAGGCAUGGCCACCACCGGGGCCGUCAACGUGCUGGACAUCCAGCCCGACUCCAUCCACCAGAGAGAGCCCAUAGUGCUGGGCUCCCCAGACGACGUGCAGGAGUACAUCGCCAUCUUCAAGAAGCAUGCCAAGUGAGCAC
Conger conger (European conger) is the source of this 1085-nucleotide messenger RNA. Its product is annotated as fructose-1,6-bisphosphatase 1-like. The record is from RefSeq and is a predicted model, not a curated record. The transcript has 7 exons. Gene Ontology annotation, molecular function: fructose 1,6-bisphosphate 1-phosphatase activity. The coding region runs from base 68 to 1081 and encodes 337 amino acids. Lineage: Eukaryota; Metazoa; Chordata; Actinopteri; Anguilliformes; Congridae. Gene Ontology annotation, cellular component: cytoplasm; cytosol. Gene Ontology annotation, biological process: fructose 6-phosphate metabolic process; fructose 1,6-bisphosphate metabolic process; gluconeogenesis.